CAGACUAGCUCUCACACAUUACACACAUCACCUCCACACCCACACCCAAGGAUACCCUCCCUGUCUCUCCACCUCUGUCCCUCAACCCUUCCAGCCACAUUUUUUUCCUGCCUCUGGGGUGGAGAUGCUUGCCUGACCCCGUUUCUUUCACACUCCCAAGACUUUUGUGGAUGCUCCUCUCUUUCAAUUACCCCAGCUCUGCUACUUUGUUGCUGCCGCUGCUGCUGCUGCUGCUGCUACCUGUGGAGGUUCCCUGGUUCUGUGGUCCACAGACUGCCUGCUGUCGCACAGAGUGCUGCCCCACAGAGAGGCACCAUGCUGGGACUGGAUGUGUGUGAGUUUGGGGGUCAGGUACUGGAGCUGCUGUGGCUAACUAUGUGCUACAGAGGUCUGAUGGCCGACAAGAAGGAGUCGCCCAUUGAGGAGGAAGAGGACGAGAGAAACCUCAACUACAAUCCUCCAGCCCAGAAGUCUUUACUGGAAAUUCAGGAGCUGGACAAAGAUGAUGAGAGUCUGGUCAAGUACAAACAGACCCUGCUGGGGAGGGGACCAGUCACAGCAGACUUGUCUGGACCCAACGUCAGUGUGACCAGGAUGAGCCUGUUAUGUGACCAGGCUCCUGGACCAGUCACCAUGGACCUGACAGGCGACCUGAACGCUCUGAAGGAGAAGAGUGUCUCCUUACAGGAGGGAGCGCAGUACAGAAUAAAAUUGUACUUCAAGGUGAACAGAGACAUCGUUGCUGGCUUGAAGUAUCAUCAUGUGGUUUUCAGAAAAGGAAUAAAAGUGGACAAGGUGUCGUUCAUGGUGGGAAGUUAUGGCCCGAGGGCAGAGGAGCACGACUUUUUGAGCCCGAGCAUUGAUGCACCGAAGGGCAUCAUGUUACGCGGCAACUAUCAGAUCAAGUCCAGCCUCACUGAUGACGACAAGAAUGUCUAUUUGGCCUGGGAGUGGAGCCUGGACAUCAAGAAGGACUGGAACGAAUAAAGGAAAGAGAGAAAGAGAUGUGAUGCUACUCUCUUUCCUUCUUUUACUCCCAGUCUUCGCCUUUCUGUCUUCUUCCCCCUGUUUAACCCUCCUCUACAUUGUCCUGUGAGAGCAGCCGUCACAAAGGCCAAAAGAGGAGGCUCUGCUUCUCCUGUUUUUCCCUCAUUCUCCUCGUCCAUAUGGUUUAAUCCUUGUCUGCUCAUGAGGCGCUCCUGAAACCUGUCACCUGCUGGGACUUUUAGAGGACAGAAUCCUCACUUUCUCUCCCCUUUAUCCUGCAUUGUAUCUUCAUCUAUAAGUUCUCCACAUGAUGGAAUCUGCCUUUUUAUUUACUAUCAGUCUCUUCCUCCUCAUCCUGUCAUUCGGCCAUACAUUAACACAACAGCAGGGGACCUAAAGCUGUAGUGCGUAACUUUUAAAUAGGAACAUUCAUUCAAACCUUUGUCACAUGAGCUCAAACAAUGCUGGGUAGGGUUAUCAGCUCCAUGUGACUCUCUCUGUGCUUCUCAAUAUAGCUGUUUAGAUCUGCUUUGUUUAUUUCGGGACAUUUCCAUGCUGCACACAGGAAGUGAGCUGUUCUAUGCUGACAGACAGAGGUAACAGCAACUUGACUGAAAACACAAAGAAGUUUCAGUAAUGUGCUGUUACUGUUUAAGAAAACUGACCACAGGCAGAAGAAUAAUGUCAACAACAACAACAACAACAACAAAAGAAAUCACUGGAAGUUACGCACUGCAGCCUUAAUGGGAAGUCAGCUCAGGCACAAAGGGAAGUGUACUAUACAUACGUGCUUACAUACAAUGACACAUUUUCCACCUGCUCAAGUGUGACGCACGGGUCUUUGUUAGUAUCAUACACAGUGAUUUUCCCAUUCAGUCUGCACAUUGCUUGCAUUCCAAAAGCACUUGCACCCAUAUGAGCACCCAUGGGUGUGUGUUGGUCUUAAAAUGAGCAGGUGUGUUUAAGAAAAGCGGUUGGUGGCACUGUCGCACUGUGAUGUUACAACCAAAACACACCCAUUAUCAUUAUUCUUCUUAUUAUUUUUAUUAUUAUUAUUAUUAUUAUUAUUAUUAUUAAUGAUAAUGUUGAGACUCAAAAGAGACUUUUGACUCAUGCAAAUGACUCAGUGACCUUUUGUUCUGCGUUUAAAAUAAUACUUAGAUUUCGAUGUGUGCACGAAGCAUCAGGAGUUUGACAAUAUGGUUCGCUUUAGUACAAUGUACUGCCGCGUGUCGCACACUUGUGUCAAACAGUCUUUACUUGACAAAAGAGCUGAUUGAGUUCACUGUGAUGCUCAGCAGGGUUUCUGGAAAAGGAGACGUUGACUCGUACAGAGUUGAACGGGGGUCAGAGGGAGACACAUCUGAAAACUAACAAUGAUAGAUGAUUUUUCUGACUCAUUGCCGUUUGGAUGUAUCAGAGGCUGCAACAUGGAGGCUUUUCAGGGUUGUUGGAGUCAGGUGGUGGUAAAACUCAGUCAAAUAUAGACUCAGGCGUGAUAGAAAUUACUUUCUAGUUUCUUCAGUAGUUAGCUGUGGGCGACUGGACUUGCUUGAGUUGAGUUGAACACGUUUCACCUCUCGUCCAAGAGGCUUCUUCAGUUCUGACUAACUAGUGGAAAGGACCAGGUACCGCAGCUCACUCCUAAAGAAAGAAUGAAACUUCUGCUUCCCAGUAUAAAUGUCAGUGUGUCUAUUUCAAAACAAUGGGGUAAAAGCUCAGAGAAUGAUAAUCUCCAAACUAAAUUCAGCAUCUUAAUUCAAUUAAAAUGCAUUUUUAUUCAAAUGCUGGAGUUGGAGCUUGUGGUGUCACAAACUGUUACUAUACAAAUUAUAAGGAGGAAAAUAAUAUAAAAGAUGUGUACAUGAACAUAAGAUCACAUAUUUUAACUCUUUGUGUUCCUAUAUAUGUUUUGUUUUCCAUGCUAUUUAAAGAUUGAUUAGAGGAUGAGGUUAAGUUUAUUAUAUGUCAUAUUUUUCUUAUUUUCAUAUCAUGAUAUUAACAUAUUAAAAAAAAAAUCACUUUUUACAUUAGUUACAUCAUCAGUGUACAGUUUUGAUGCAACAAAAAGAAUAAUGUUUUAGAGCAUUUCAACAAAAUGCCACAAUAGACAAUAAAAUUCUGUCUUUGAACACCUUUAAUAUACAGUACUAUUAGGAAAGAAAAUAAAGACUUUCGGUUGACCUCUUCUCCCUCUGUACAUUACAUGCAUUUAAUCAUGAACUUCCAUUUUUAUUCACUUUGCUUUCAAGCACCAGUUUUCUCCAAGUCUUUGUGGAGGUUUCUCAAAGAGCAGCCCAGAGAAAGACUGUAACUGAACUGUGUAUAUUGUAGAAAGAGAUGCAUGUACAUGUCCUGUAGGAUUUUAUACUGUUCUCAUAGUCAGCGGAAACUAAAUUAGCCCUUUCUAAGCAUCUCUCCUGUACCAAGGACAUAAAAAUGGGAUUUCAAAUUAUGCUUUGAAUCUUUUAAUUAAACAUUUACGAUGGUAGAUGGAGAACAGUGACGUGUAUAGGGAGGAAUCUAUUUCCCCCUCAAAAGUAAGAAAACUAUAUCAUUAUUGUGUCAAGUCUUUGGAUAUGAUAUUAUCAUUGUUGAACAUAAUGAACAUUGAACUACCAUUUGAAAUUGUUGUGAUCUAACUGUAAAUGUUUGUUGGGUGUUGCAUGGUUUAACGAGACUCUCUUCCCCUUUUUUUACAACUUUAUUGUUACAAAUUUAAUGUGAUAAAAAAAAAGAAUGCAAUAUACAGAUGUCAAUUGUUGCCAGAUAUUGCAGAUGCUGCAGUAUUUCCAGGGAUGUUUUUAACGGCACUGGUAGCAGCGGUGUCACAUGCCCCCCAGUCUGUAACAAUCAAGUGCCGCACUUUCAAGUAUUGGUGUCUAAUCUACAGUAGCAUCCUGUAUCUCUGAAUAAAGGCAAAUUCAAACAAUCA
This is a messenger RNA of Solea senegalensis (Senegalese sole), 3922 nucleotides long. It is a transcript of the gene arhgdig, whose product is annotated as Rho GDP dissociation inhibitor (GDI) gamma. Bases 316 to 987 code for a protein of 223 amino acids. Gene Ontology annotation, cellular component: cytoplasm; membrane; cytosol. Lineage: Eukaryota; Metazoa; Chordata; Actinopteri; Pleuronectiformes; Soleidae. The record is from RefSeq and is a predicted model, not a curated record. Gene Ontology annotation, biological process: Rho protein signal transduction. The transcript is spliced from 6 exons. Gene Ontology annotation, molecular function: Rho GDP-dissociation inhibitor activity; protein binding.